Messenger RNA from Brachypodium distachyon (stiff brome), 1437 nucleotides. Its product is annotated as two-component response regulator ORR24. Gene Ontology annotation, biological process: phosphorelay signal transduction system; regulation of DNA-templated transcription. Gene Ontology annotation, molecular function: DNA binding; DNA-binding transcription factor activity. The record is from RefSeq and is a predicted model, not a curated record. Bases 1 to 1437 code for a protein of 478 amino acids. Gene Ontology annotation, cellular component: nucleus. The transcript has 4 exons. NCBI's taxonomy places the organism in Eukaryota, Viridiplantae, Streptophyta, Magnoliopsida, Poales, Poaceae.
AUGAAGGGGUUAAGUUCAGGGGCGUGCUGCUAUUUGGCAAAACCAGCGAGCACCGAGAAGCUCAAAAACAUAUGGCAACAUGUUUUAAGGAGAAAGGGCGAAGCAAGAAAUCAUGAUAACAGUGAUAAUGAUGAUGAUCACAAUGUACAAUCAGGGAUUGCUCAGGCUGAGCAGGGUGCAAAGACUCCCAACAAGAACUCAACGAGGAACAGAAAUAAUGCGGGGGAUGAUUACCAUGAGAAGAACAAAGAGAACACAGGGAAGAAGCCAAGGGUGACAUGGACAACGGAGCUGCACCACAAGUUUUUGGAAGCUUUCAAUCGGCUCGGUGAUAAGGCUGUUCCAAAGAGGAUAUGUGAAAUGAUGAAUGUGGAUUACAUCAGUAGACACAAUGUUGCAAGUCAUCUGCAGAAGUACCGGAUAUACCUGCAAAAGCAAUCCGAUCCAUCUGCUCGUGCAUCUAUGAAAUGGAAUUCCUAUAGCAACAUGAGUAACCUUGAAAGUUUUAAGCAUUAUCCUGCAUCUUCAAUUUUUGCCUCUUCAAGUUCAAACAAUCACUUCGCAACUCAGCCAAUUCAGUUGGGCAGUACACUCAAGGAUGUUUUGCCACCACUACCGAGUGUAACAAGUCGUAAAACCGAAGCCUCUGCAAACACCCUGCGUUGCAUUCUAUUGAAGACAAACGAAGGCACCGCUUGUUCGCACCUUGACUACUCCUUUGUAAACAUGCCAAACGACAAGAUGUUGGAACCUGUAAAUCAGUUACCGAUGCAGCCCCUAGAAUUGGUCAACCAAUCUUCUAUUCUGAUGAAUGCACCUGCUACAUAUGUGAGCGGUGCACUUGGCGAUGCUUCCAAGUUUCCAGAUCUUUUUGGGAACUUUGACAACUCCUGGCAAACAUCUCUAGGCCCAUCUUUGGCAAAUAUCCCCAAGAUGAACCAACUCAUAAGCUUUGUAGGAGACUCAUCUUGCCAGAUACCGAUGGCUCAAAAUGAACUUCAGAAUCCAAUGGCGGCAUUCAUCAGCAACACCACACCAAUGGGAGGUCUCAAUGAACAGAUGACACCAUUCAACAUAGGAAGCAACACAAGCUCGGUUGAGAUGUCGAAUGGCAACUUUGCGCCUGGUAGCAGUUCAAGCAUAAUUUUGCGUAACAUUCACACCGACAAUUCUGCCACAAUGACUCGGAUGCUAAAUGGCCUAAGCAACAAUUACGCAUUGCCUAACAUUCAAGCAGAAAGUUCAGUCGUGUCAACUCAAAAGCUUAAUGGUGGGCAUGAUGUUGGCUUUCUCCCUGUGCAAGAAGACACGGCUGGCCAAGAAGGUCUUGAUGAUCAAUUGAAUGACAACACUGAAUUUCCCUUGGAUGAUAUUCUUGCUAUGGAUGACCAGAAUUUUAGUCAAGAUAACGAUCUCCUUAACGGGGACUGGUUCUGA